CAGGAAGUAGACGCUAGGUAGCAAGCUAACAGCUGACAGGACGUAAACAUGCAGACUCUGUGUUAGGAGACGAUAAAUACCAUGAUACAGACAUUGAUGGGACUAAAUACUCUCCAACAACGGUGGUAUAAGAUUAUUGAUAAUACCCCGCAUCUUGUAAGAAGGUAUUUUCGCACACGGAUGAUCAAUUAUAACAAAGCAUACUGAAGAUUACUUUUUCGACUUACCAACAUGCCCGUGCUAGAAGUUACAGAUGCUUGUGAAGUGUCUCCACCGAAGAGGGCAAGAACAGAAACCAAUCCGACAGAAGAGAGAGCAGUUCUUCGGUUCGCCAAGCUCACUGAACACGCCACAACACCCACCAGAGGGUCGACAAAAGCUGCAGGAUAUGACCUGUACAGUGCAUACGAUUAUUCCAUUGGUGCUAUGGACAAGGCCAUUGUGAAAACUGACAUUCAGAUAGCAGUCCCACAUGGCUGCUAUGGUAGAGUAGCACCAAGAUCAGGACUAGCAGCUAAGCACUUCAUUGAUGUUGGAGCUGGCGUUGUUGAUGAGGACUAUAGAGGGAAUGUCGGGAUUGUGCUCUUUAACUUUGGCAAGGAGACUUUUGAAGUGAAAAAAGGUGAUCGAGUUGCUCAGCUGGUGUGUGAGAAGAUCUGCUACCCAGACCUAGUUGAGGAGAAGACACUGGAUGACACGGAGCGUGGAGCUGGUGGCUUUGGGUCAACUGGUUCUAACUGAAGCUUGAAUGUUAUUGUAAAGUUGGAGUAAAAAAAAAAAGUUACUGUAAUAUGCUUUCUAAUAAAAAAAAUCUUUUUUGCA
Messenger RNA from Doryrhamphus excisus (bluestripe pipefish), 822 nucleotides. RefSeq names its product deoxyuridine triphosphatase (gene dut). The record is from RefSeq and is a predicted model, not a curated record. Lineage: Eukaryota; Metazoa; Chordata; Actinopteri; Syngnathiformes; Syngnathidae. Gene Ontology annotation, molecular function: dUTP diphosphatase activity; magnesium ion binding. Gene Ontology annotation, biological process: dUMP biosynthetic process; dUTP catabolic process.